Molecule: messenger RNA, 3408 nt
Organism: Sphaerodactylus townsendi
Lineage: Eukaryota; Metazoa; Chordata; Lepidosauria; Squamata; Sphaerodactylidae
Exons: 2
Coding region: 299-2920 (873 amino acids)
Molecular function (GO): protein dimerization activity
Source: RefSeq, a predicted model, not a curated record
AAGAGUCCAGAAUGGCCUUGACGUCAGCAGCGUGAGGUCAGACUCGUCGCUCCCCGAACCCGGCUGGUGGCCGCUGUAGCCGCCGCCGCCGCCUCCUCCUCCUUUUCCCGCGCUGCCCAUCGGCGCCUCCUCCGCGCCUCCACUUUCAGCUCUGCCUCCCGGCAAGUCUCCCUGGGCUGGCCGCCGCACCGCAGCCCCUGCGGCGUCCCCGGCACCCUGCGCGGCUCGGCUCGGCGCUCCUAGAGAGGACAUUUCCACCCAAGUAGGUGAAAAGCAGUUGGUGUGUGCAGCUACCACAAUGGAGCACAGACAACGAAAGAAAAAGGAGAGUGGAGCACAAGCACGGAAGAGACGAAAGUUGGCAGCGGAGGAGGCAAAGAAAUCAAGCCAAGUCCUCUUGACUUUCUGUAAGAAUCCUCAAUCAGUUUCUUCAAUCCAGUCUGAGGAGUCAACGGGUCCUUCCACAAGUUUCCCAGUAGCAGAGGUUGGAUCUAGUGCAGCAUUCUCAGGAGCAGAGGAGGAUGUGGGGAUGGCUACAUCAGAGGGUGUUGAGAUGGAGGAAGAUGAAGAGAUUUUACCUGGGAAGUCAGAACCUGUUGACACACCUGAACCUGGUGAGCCGGAGGGUGUCGAGGAGUGUUUGACUGCCAUGCAAAAAGUCAUCCUAAAGCAUGAUGUGGGGCUUCUGCCGUUCGAUGAGCAAACCCAAAGACCACAGAUCUCUGAUGCACUGAGAACACAAAUGGUGCAGAUGGGAUUCAGGUAUUUUCAGAAUAGCGAGGGGCCUUUCAAACCCAUACCACCCCGAAAUCGUCGAAUGACCGAAAGGUGGUUCAAGAUGAGAUCAGGAGAUGGUCAGGGUAAGGAGGUGACUCGAUCAUGGCUCAUGUAUUCACCCUCCAAAGGGACAGCAUUCUGUUUCUGUUGCCUUCUGUUUUCAAGAUCAGACGUUCAGUCUGCGUGGGAGAGGGAAUCUGGGUUUGACCAGUGGAAAAGAAAUAACAUGGUUAUUCUUCAUGAAAACGGGAGCAAUCAUCGGGAGUGCUUUACCCAGUGGAAAUUAAUGGAGAGAAAUUUGGCCAAGAGCAGAGGAAUGAUUGACACUGACCUACAGACAGAGGUUGAGAAGGAGAGGCAGAAGUGGCGUGACAUUUUCAGCAGAGUCCUAGACUGUGUAAAAACCCUUGCGAUCCAGAACUUGCCUAAUCGAGGCCACAGGGAGUCAUUUCAACUGGAUUAUGAAUCCAAUGUGGGAGAUUUCCUGGAGUUAGUUAAGUUGCUGACUCGCCGUGACCCUGUCAUGAAACAGCAUCUUGCUAACAUCCAAAGUGAUCUAGGCGCAGUUUCUUACCUUUCACCAGGUAUCCAAAAUGAAUUCAUCCACCUCAUGGCUUCUGCGGUUCGUCAGAAUAUACUGAGAAAGAUUCGUUCUGCCAAGUACUAUGGCAUCAUGUUUGACUCAACUCCUGAUCUGGCACACAGUGACCAGAUGUCAGAAGUUGUUAGGUAUGUGGAAAUUGAUGCUGAGAGCAGAAAAGUCCGUGUUAGAGAGUCCUUUCUUGGUUUCAUCUGGAUCCACAAGAAAGAUGCAGAGAGUUUGACUGGGGAAAUCUUGAGACAGCUGGAGAAGGACAAACUGGAUCUGGAGGAUUGUCGGUCACAAUGCUACGACAAUGCUGCUGUAAUGGCUGGACUCAGAAGUGGUGUACAUCAAAGAAUAACUGAAAAAAACCACCUGGCUUUGUCCAUAAAUUGUGACUAUCACUCACUCAACUUGGUGGGUGUUCAUGCAGCCUCACAAGAACCAAAGAUGGGCACAUUUUUUGCAGACUUAGAUGCUCUGUAUGCGUUUUUUGCGAAUUCAGACAAGCGCUGGGCAGAACUCAAAGGGGCUGUGCCUUUGAGUCUCAAGUCACAGUCUGAAACCAGGUGGAGCGCAAAGGCAAAAGCAAUGAAACCAGUCCAGAGGUAUCUUAAGAAUAUAAUCAAACUUCUCCAGAACAUGGUAGAUGAUAGAGAAGAGACCGAUGAAUCAAGGCGUGAAGCGAAGGUACUGGUCAGAUGCCUGUUGAGUUAUGACUUUCUGACUUAUGUAGGGUUUUGGGACAAGGUACUUGGUCGCAUUGACCUUGUUCAAAAGAAGCUGCAGAAUCCCAGCAUAAACUUUCACGAUGCUGCCCAAGAUCUAAGAUCUCUCCGAGAUCAUUUUGAUGCUAACAGAGACAUUUUGGUCAGUGAGUCAAUUGGUGAAGGGCUUCGUCUGUGCCAGAAAUUCAAUGUUGAAUUUGAAUGUUGUAGAAGAUAUAGGAAAGCAAUGCCUGGUGAGACAGCAAGAGACUCAGGGUUAACAGCAAAGGAGGAAAUGGAAGGCAGUAUGAAGGCAGCACUAGAUCAUCUUCACAGAGAGAUGAACGAAAGGUUCACUCGUUUGCACAGCAUCGAUACCAACUUUGGAUUCCUCCUUGAUGUCGAGAAACUGUGUUAUGGCACUGACAUACAAGACCUACAGGAGAAGUGUGUGAAUUUAGGCAAUUUCUACAGCAGUGAAGUGGAUGGGCAGAAGCUGUAUCAAGAUAUUUUGGACUGCAGAAUGCUACUGACAGGGCGGGAUGGGCUGCGGAUAUCUAGUCCUGAACAGCUUCUUGAAUUCAUUGUUCAGUUUGGAGAUGAGUUCACCUUCUUCAAUCUUAUUGUUGCUACCAAAAUACUGCUAACCAUUGCAGUUUCCAUUGCCAGCUGUGAGCGAACUUUCAGUAAGUUGAAACUGAUACUUUCAUAUCUGAGAAGCUCAAUGGGUCAGCAAAGACUCUGUGAUCUUGCUCUGCUGAGUGUGGAAAGAGAAGAGACAGAGAAGACGAACUUUGAUGACAUCAUCGACAGAUUUGCAUCAGCAGAGGCUGGGAAGGUGCCUCUAAUGUAGGGCCUUCAUCUGUGCUUUGGAGCAAAUAUUGUCAUGGAGUUCUCCAAAAGCUCAUUCGGUGAGCUGACUCUUACAAUUCUCCUUUUUUUUUUCACAGUUUGGAGGGAAAGGCAGAUCCUGUGAUCUCAGUUUGCUGAGUGUGGAGAGAGGACCUUGAAAGAUGGAUUCUAGAGUGUAAUAUCUAUAUUGUGCAGUAAAUACAGAAAUGUUGUGAGAAUACCCUUAAGAUAUCAUCCCUUGUUGUUUUUAUUGAAAUGUCUAUUAAUUGAAGAAUACUUUUCACAAUAUAAAGGUUUGUGACUGCAACAAAUCCAUACCAUGGAAGACUUUCCAAUUUAUCUUACAGAAAUCUUUGUACUUUAUUCUGAGUAUUACAAGAGAAGUUAUUUUGUAAAGACUGUAAUAAAACAUUCUGAAAGCAUUUUAAGUCAUAUGACACUUAAAACACUUUAAAGCAUUAUAACAGUUGUAAAGCAUUUUGAAAAUGU